CGCUCACAGCUUGAAACGAAGCCUCCACGUCGAUCAUGCGCAGCAUUCACAGUGACGAUACUUUCUUUUCCGUCAUCUCCAAGUAGUGGUCAGGGCCUCAUAUGCAGUGGCCGAGGUAUUGGCCUCAAACACUACUUGCUCUCCUAAUUGUAUCAUUGGAGGGCCGAUUAUGGUCCUACGAGCAGUCCGUUGGCAUAGCGCAGGGUGCUUCUGUAAAUUGGACGUCUCAUAGAAAGAUUGAAGCUAGGGAGAAAACAAGAAGCCUGUGGUAUCAUGGCUUCUCCAGUUAUAUGAGGUUUGCGUUCCCUUUGGAUGAGCUUGCUCCACUAUCUUGUACUGGAAGGGGUCCCGAUUGGCACAACCCCGCACAUAUAGCAACAAACGACGUGGCAGGAAACUUCUCCGUGACGCUAAUAGACUCAUUAGAUACUCUGGUUGUACUCAAUGAUACCCAAGGAUUCAACAAAGCAGUUCGGGAUGUCAUCGACUGGGUGUCCUUUGACGUCAACACUAAACCACAGGUGUUUGAAACUACUAUUCGUGUUCUUGGCGGCCUGCUUGCUGGGCACCAGUUUGCCAAUCAAAGCGGACAACCCUUCCACCUUCCUUGGUACCAGGGCCAGUUACUCUCGAUGGCGCAUGACCUUGGAACUCGUCUCUUGCCUGCUUUCAAGACACCAACGUCUUUACCAUAUGCCCGAGUCAAUCUUAGGCACGGUCUCCCUAAAGGAGAAUCAAUUGAUACCUGCACGGCCGGUGCUGGCUCCCUUAUUCUAGAAUUUGGGACCUUAAGUCGACUUACUGGAGACGAUCGCUUUGAAAAAGCUGCUUCUAAAGCUUUCUUCGCAUUGUGGAACCGAAGAUCGGAUAUUGGUUUGGUCGGAAACACAAUCAAUAUAUGGAAUGGUGCAUGGCUUCACCCGGAAGUCAGCAGUGUUGGCGCGGGUGUAGACUCCUUCUACGAGUAUGCUCUGAAAUGGUACAUUCUCAGCGGCGAUGUGGAAUUUCUUGACGUCUGGCAAGAAUCGUACGCCGCCGUUAUGAGAUACUGUCGAGCACCAGAUGGCUUCGGGUAUCGGAGCGCGAGCAUUCACACGGGUGACGCUACGUACGGAACCCUAGACUCCCUUUCCGCUUUCUGGCCAGGUCUCCAAGUCCUCGCUGGAGAUGUUGAGAAUGCCAUCAAAUCACACUUGGUUUACUGGAAUAUCUGGAAGUUGUUCUCUGGGUUGCCCGAGGUUUGGGAUCUGAACUUCAAACAGGCGACAUCAACGCAAUAUCCAUUACGACCAGAGUUUGUUGAGUCGACAUGGUAUCUCUAUCGUGCAACAAAAGAUCCAUUCUAUCUAGAUGUCGGAGAACGAAUCCUUCAUGACAUCGAAAUGCGAGCAAAAGUUGAAUGUGGUCUCACUGGUAUCAGCGACCUCCGAAUCAACGCUCGAGAUGAUCGUAUGGAAUCAUUUGUGUUAUCGGAGACCUUAAAGUACCUCUACCUACUUUUCGAUGAAGACAAUCCGUUGAAUCAUGAUGAUUCCAACGCGGUCCUGACAACCGAAGGUCAUCUGCUCAGCAUGGACAGGGCACACCAAAAACCAAUGUCUACCAUCCGACGCAAACUUCGGGGAGUAGAACACUUGCAAUGCCCUGCAUAUGAACCUCCGAUAAUUGGAGCAGGUGAACAUACCCCGGGACUAGUUGGCGGUGUUGUCUCGAGACCUGAUGUGGAAUACGUUCGACAAUUGAUUGGGUCCGUCGCGAUCGAUACUGAAGCCUCGGCAUGGUCUCCUGAUGGCUGGUGCGAGGUUCCCAAAGCCGAUCUUUAUUCCUACAACUUUAUUCUGUCUCCUUCCGGGAAGGUUGUACCGGAGGAUCUUCACCCAACAUCUCAAAAGAUAAUCACAGUUCCGGAUGGUUACAUCUUGCAAAACGUGUCUGGGAUCCGGACGCAUAUAGUCAGUCGCUUAGAUGGCAAAGGAUAUGACAUCACAAAACUUGGACCAUUCGCUGUAAAGACCGGGCAGGUGGUUUAUGUCAACGAUACCGAUCUCUUCCUUGCUCCCGUGGAUGGCAAAAGCCCUGUUGACUCUAGUGGGCAACGUCCAAGAGUACCAGAAAUAGACGUCCGGAUCUAUUUGCAUUAUGUGGACCCAAUGUUUCAGGUACAACCUGCAAUAUAUGAAGGCAGUUUCGAGACCACCGUUACCGCACACACCGCUCUAUUCGGAGGGGACCCAGUUGGUCAACAGAGUCAUCCGCUCAAGUUUGGUCAUGGAGAGGGCGUACGCCUGGUUCGCGAUGCUGAGAACCUUUAUGGCUGUCGGCCUUUCACUCAACAAUUCGAAGGGGAGGCCGUUCUUGUACGCCGUGGAGAAUGCGGAUUCCUGGAGAAACUUAUCAACGGGAAAAGGGCUGGUGCUUCUGGUGUCGUAGUUAUCAGCGAUGAGGAACAUGGUAUUAACCCAUCCGCCGACGAGAAAGCUAUCAAGGCUCUCGGGGAGUCUCUCGACGACGUCGCUAUUGUGGUCAUCGGACAAGGAGACGGCGAGGUUAUUUUAUCAAUGCUGGAUGCGGCGGAAAUUCAUGGAAUGGGCCAUGUCAUGCUAGCCAUUGCCUCCAAGGCUGAGCCCGUAACAGAGAAAGGGGAUACCAGGAGGGACGAUCGAAACCAGUCGGACUCUAACAGAAAAGCAGAUGCGGAUCCUCGACGAGUGCUGUAUCUUAACGGGCACCCGUUGCUCAAUACACGGUUGCUUGUUUGAUGCUGUACAUGUAGCAGUAUGUAGUAGUAAAUUAUUCAUACAUAUGAAUGGGAAUCAGAACCUCCUAAUCGUCG
This is a messenger RNA of Somion occarium, 2833 nucleotides long. Lineage: Eukaryota; Fungi; Basidiomycota; Agaricomycetes; Polyporales; Cerrenaceae. The record is from the annotation of a GenBank genome assembly.